Molecule: messenger RNA, 5799 nt
Organism: Penicillium concentricum
Lineage: Eukaryota; Fungi; Ascomycota; Eurotiomycetes; Eurotiales; Aspergillaceae
Product: Major facilitator superfamily domain general substrate transporter
Exons: 6
Coding region: 1-5799 (1932 amino acids)
Biological process (GO): inositol phosphate biosynthetic process; phosphatidylinositol phosphate biosynthetic process; transmembrane transport
Cellular component (GO): cytoplasm; nucleus
Molecular function (GO): inositol hexakisphosphate kinase activity; transmembrane transporter activity
Source: RefSeq, a predicted model, not a curated record
AUGUCAAACUCGCCGUCCGUUCCCGAAGAUACCUUGCCUAACCCCCUGGUGACACCUGCUACACCUGCCCAACAUGAUUGCUCCAAGGAUAGUACCCCGCGUCACUUCCAGCAUCUGUCCCAGGGACCUAGGGAGGUAUUAUCACCAUCGCGCGCUGAAUCUCCCACCCAUGCUUGGUCUCUACCCGUGUCCCGACUUUCUCCUGUAAAAAGGACCGCGACCACACCUCCGGAGAACACCGCACAUCCGGAUAUUGUCUACAGGCCUCAGCUGUCAGAACGUGACAGCAUUUUUGCUACUCAUUACCUUCCCUCAGAUAGUGCCGCAACUACCCCACAAUUACCCCCCGAAAAGGCCUUGGGCAAUGAAGGCCAGGUCAACUUGAUCCCUCGCCUCGACGAUGCAUCCGUGUCUCCAAGUGCAUUCUCCAAGGUCUCUCCCCACCGUUUGAACGUCGACCCUUCCCACAUGGAAGUUGACGUCCACAGAAACUCUCCACUGCGUUCCUCUGCCCUCUUUUUAUCCACCGAUAUUCCUCGUUUGUCUCUCCUGCGCGCAUCCACCUCGCCGACUGAUCACAAGAAAACGGAGGUAGAGACGGGCGUGCAGGCUCAUUUGGGCGGAUCCCAGCGGUACAAGGUGCCAUUGGAUAACACAGGUACGAAAACCAGUCGGUUUCAAGGCGCGUUACCUGAACGGAAUCUCUUCCCGUCCACACUAGAUGAUGUCGCUCGUACCUCCCACUCUUUGACCUUCCUGUCCUCUGGCCCGGGCUCCCAGGUCAGUCGGGAUCUCUUAUCCUACAGUCCUACAGAAGAACCCACCCAGACCCCUGUUGCGCCUGAACGAAGCCCUAGCAGAGGUCGUCGUGGCCGAGUUGACAGCUCAAUUGAAGCCAAUUUACCCAAUUCGGAGCCGGCUUCUAAUGUGCGCAGCCGCAAGUCCAGUCACUACCUGGGUCUUUUCAAAGAAAAUACCACUUCUUCGCCGGAUCGCAAACGACGGGAGGAUCGCGGCCGACCACAAGAUGAGACGGAGUCGAGGGAUGGCAUGAUGGAUUAUGAACAGGAGCCACAUCGUUCAGAGCAGGAAACUUCGCUUCGUAAAAGCACAUCACUCUCCGCACUUGACGAUGCUCCGUCUUUCCAACUUCCGACUGAGUCCUCUCAGACCAUACGAGACGAUGUGCCCUCUAAGCGUCGUCCUACAGCGUUGCCUCGCAGCUUGCUGGAAGAGAUCCGAAAUUUCCAUCUCACGCCUGGCGGUAGCCAUGGAUCUUCUUUCUCCGAAAGCAUUCCAACUCAAUAUUCAGAGCGCACCCGUGACUACUUCCAGGCGGAUCCUAGCCUUGAGGUCUCCCCGACUAGCUCUUUCGAGGAAGAGGAGCGUCGUGAAGCAAGGCAAUUUGGGGUUGAGGAGGAGGAAAAUGAGCAGAUCUCUUCUGCGGUUUACUUCCCCCACGAGCGUACAGUCCCUGAUGGCGCUGAUGCGCUACAACAAUUUCCCGAUAGCUCUCAUGAUGUACAGCCGGGUCAGCUGUCGGCUGCGGAUAAAGGUCAUGAACUGAUGUUAGUACCAGAGCGUAGCGAUUCUCCCGAAAAGGAAAUCAGCCAUGUGGAUAUAUCCUUUCGAUCUAAGAAUGAAAGUAAGAUCCUUUAUGGCGAUAUCCAUUCUCCACGAGAGAAUCUGCCAGACAAGCCUUUGAGUACCAUAUCUGAAUGCAGCUAUGAUGCAGCAUACGAGUCCGAAGUCGAACCUCAGUCAGCCGAUGAAAGUAUGCAAUCUGCGAAUGAGCUGACUGAUGAGGCGGAAACUCCAACUGCCACGCCGACUCAGACAUCCCGGCUUCUCUCUCGCCCCAAACCCCCGCCCCCAGGGCCUCUUGGUGCCGUGGAAUUGAAGCCCUAUCGACAUCAAGUUGGCGGGCACACAACUGUUUUCCGAUUUUCCAGACGCGCUGUAUGCAAGCAGUUGAACAACCGAGAGAAUGAGUUCUACGAACGCAUUGAACUGAGGCACCCAGAUAUGCUUGUGUUUCUCCCAAAAUACAUCGGAGUGUUGAAUGUCACCUUCUCGAAGACAUCUAAACGAAAGGAUCAGGUUGAUUCUGCCGAUGGGAUAACUCAAGAGGCGACAGCUGGCAAUGGAACUUCAGCGCUCAGCUCUCAGCUUCUCGAGGCAGCAGAGUCACUACCCCCACAGCGAAUUGUUAGCCAGUCCCAAGUCACAGGGGUCAUUCCCAAGGUCAUUCUUGAGAAUAAUCGCCACAUCAUUCCUGCCGAUCUUUUUACCCGCCAGCAGCGCCCGCGCACAGCGGAUGCUUCAAUAAACCGCGCACGAUCCGUUGAUGGCCUCGAGGGUAUGUCAGUGGAGUCUGAUCCGUCGGCGCUGAGCAAGCGGGCCAAGAUCUGGGGCGCCACAACCGUCAAUCUCAAGCUUCAGGAGCAGGUUCUCCGCGAGGUAUUCAGCCCUCCUGCCAUUCAUCAUCAUCGACGGCAUGCUCGCGGCCAUGUCCAUCUGCCCAGAGCUAAUUCCGACAUGCCCGCAACCACACGCCGCCGAGAGAACCUAUCAGAAGACCAGACAGCCGGCAGUCGACGACCACUCUCUGGGCAAAUCGAAGCUCUGAAGACAGAAGCGAUUGACAUAAAGGUGCCCCCUAAUGAAGGCCCUGCUCUAUCAUCGUCAGCCUCGACCGCUCUAGACGCCAAUCAAAACCGCCUUGAUAAGAUCCGGACCGAAGAGGAGCCCAACCGAGCAAGCUCGCUCUCUCGGGCUUCUCACACAAGACGGCGUCAUUCCGGAAGUGGCCUCCAGAGACGCGGCAGCAUGGACUCUCGCAACAAUGGAGAGCUUCUGUUCUUCGAUGACGAUGAUUAUGUCGGUGACAAGGAGGAUGACAUCUUCUCGAUGGAGGCCGAUGCUUCGAUGUCGACUUCUUCCACCGCGAAACUAUCGGUUUCACCAGCCUCAGAAAAUCACUCGACCAAUGGUCACCCUGCAACCGAAGUUUUUGCUUCUAGUAUAACUUCUGAUCCAACUCGCUUCAAACCCAAAGAGCCUCUCACUACGGCUCUACCCAGCAACCCUAAAGAGGCACAGCUGAGAAAGGACGAGAGAGUGCAGUUCUUCCUCCUCCUUGAGGAUCUGACCGCUGGUAUGAAUAAACCAUGCGUGCUGGAUUUGAAGAUGGGCACCCGACAGUAUGGCAUCGAGGCGAAUGAGAAGAAGAAGAAGUCCCAGCGACGAAAAUGUCAGUCCACUACUUCGCAGCAGCUGGGCGUGCGGCUCUGUGGCAUGCAGACUUGGAACGUUAAGAAGCAGGAGUACAUCUUUGAAGACAAGUAUUUCGGACGGGAUUUGAAAUCUGGUCGUGAGUUCCAGGAUGCGCUCACUCGGUUCCUUUAUGACGGCGUCAGCUAUGCCAGUGUUGCCAAAAAGAUCCCUGUCAUUCUGGAAAAAUUAGCUUUAUUAGAGCACAUGAUCCGACAGCUAGAUAGGUACCGGCUGUAUGCUAGCAGUCUCUUGAUUCUUUAUGACGGAGAACCACAAGCUCCGACUGAGCAAGGACCCCGUUCUGGCGAUAAACACGGAAAGUCCAAUGACGGCCAGAGCAGACUGAACGUUCAACUGAAGAUUGUCGACUUCGCCAAUUGCGUUACUGGCGAGGACAAACUUCCUCCGGAUACGCCAUGUCCACCUCACACCCCGCACGACAUUGAUCGUGGAUAUCUGCGUGGCCUCCGCACACUCCGGAUGUAUUUCCAGCGAAUCAUGAAAGAGGUGACUCUGGACGAAUUUGUGGAACGAGGUGAAGGUGAAGCCAUCGCUCUGGGUUCUCAACCUGCGGCCCGUGAGAGACCCUCUGCUCAGUAUUGGGAUGAAACCAUGAUGGAAACCGACGCGGGCGAACCUUCCUGUCUUCCAUACCCAUAUACACCAACCUAUCUUGCACUUGCCCUCAGCAACGAGCGGGUACAGCCUAGCGCCGUCGGUGCGGAGAAAGCAGGCACUAUGACGAUCGAUAAGCGCGAUUUUGACGCGAAUCGCCCGCUCCUCCAUGAUAUCGACACAGAACAAGAUCCAGCUGACCGAGGCGCAGAGCCAUCACGGUUAAGGUCCGGGUCACGAAAUUCACGGAGCUCCGGUAACGACGGAUUUCUACGAAGUGAUGACGGGCUAUUGAACGAUGUCGUUGAGGAGAUUGUCGAGCGUGACAGACGGAAAAUGCAGAAGGAGGUUAUUCGAGUGCUUAGCUUUGGCUGGGGUGUUGUUACUUGCUUGGGAGCUGGCAGUAUCACUGCUUUCUCUCUGUACGGCCAUCUACUCCUUACCCGACUCCAUUACUCGCAGCUCCAGGUUAAUGCUGUUUCCAUCGCCGCGGAAAUCGCAAUGUACCUUCCCGUCCCCUUGUUCGGGUACCUGUGUGAUCGGUACAGCCCAUCGCCACUGGCUAUGUUCUCGGGACUAGUGUUUGGCAUUGGGUAUAUCCUAGCUGCAUUCACGUAUAAGAGUGGUCCACCUGCCGAUGCGGGCGGCUCUGGAUGGCCGUUCUGGGUGAUGAUCGUGGCGUUUAUUGCCAUUGGCAUGGGGACGAGCUGCAUGUAUCUAGCAGCUGUUGCGACAUGCGCCAAGAACUUCGGCAGAGGAAAGCAUAAGGGCAUUAUGCUGGCUGUUCCUAUUGCGGCGUUUGGUCUGAGUGGUAUGUGGCAGAGCCAGCUCGGGAUGUAUUUGUUCUAUGAACGUCUCGAAGAUGGGAGUCGCGGUGAUCUCGACGUAUUUAAAUACUUCGUCUUCCUGGCGCUGCUGUUGCUGGGAAUUGGCAUCAUCGGUACCUUUGCAUUGCGCAUCGUCGAGGAUGAUGACAAGUAUAUUGAUGAGACGGUUGAAGAACUAGAGCGCAGUGGACUGCUGGAGGAGAGUGAUUUCUUCCGACCGCGGAAUGAAAUCAGACAAGCGGUUGAGUACGGCACGUUCUCUGAUGCAUUCGAUGAGGAGGAAUCAACUCUGUCCGAGGAAGAGCGCGAGCAGCAAAGGCUAGAGAAGGAACGCGAGGAAGAAGAGCGCCGGAAAAAGAACUGGCUGCUCAACUACGAAACCCGUGUGUUCCUACAAGACAGCACCAUGUGGUGGUUAGCCGCAGGCUUCUUCUUGGUCACCGGCCCUGGCGAAUCGUACAUCAACAACCUGGGCACAAUCAUCCCAACCCUCACACCUCAAUCCUAUCCCACAGGCGCAUCACCCCCAGCCGGAUCCCCCUCAACACACGUCACUACCAUAGCCCUAACCUCAACCAUCGCCCGCCUCCUAACAGGCUCUCUCUCCGACUUCUUCGCACCUGCAGCAACACACCUGUUCCCUUCACCCCCCGAAGGAUCCCGACAACACUCCACAUCCCCUUCAUCCUCCCGCCUCACUCUAUCCCGCAUGACCUUCCUCAUCCCCUCAGCCUUCCUCCUCUCCCUCGGCUACCUCCUCCUCGCCUCCCCUCUCCCACUAGCACACCCAGGAAUCUUCAACCUAACAACCGCCCUAAUCGGCUUCGGGUACGGCAGCGCCUUCUCCCUCGCCCCUAUCAUCAUUUCCGUCGUCUGGGGCGUCGAGAACUUCGCCACGAACUGGGGUAUCGUCGCCAUGAUGCCUGCAGCUGGUGCGGCAUUGUGGGGUAUCGUCUACUCCGCCGCUUAUCAGAAUGCCAUGGAUCAUGGCGAUGGCUUGUCUGAUGUUAGUGUUUGGAUUGCUGUUUUGGCUUGGGUGGCUGCUUGGAGGGGCUGGAAGAGGAGGGGUGUUGUUGUUUAG